Messenger RNA from Hyalella azteca, 853 nucleotides. Its product is annotated as putative carbonic anhydrase 5. Lineage: Eukaryota; Metazoa; Arthropoda; Malacostraca; Amphipoda; Hyalellidae. The transcript has 4 exons. The record is from RefSeq and is a predicted model, not a curated record. Gene Ontology annotation, molecular function: carbonate dehydratase activity; zinc ion binding. The annotation marks the transcript as partial.
GUACCCACUUGAGCUCCAUAUCGUUCACUCCAAAGAAGGUUUAACUCCCGAAGACGCUUACAGCCGAACGCAGGGUCUUGCGGUGCUCGCUGCCAUGUUUACACUCUCGCCAAACGAUAAUCCUGCUCUGGACCACGUGUUGGAUACCAUAAAUGUUAUCAACCACACUCCAAAUCACAUGGCGCAGGUCUUUCACCCGUACGCGCUGGCUUCGCUGCUACCCGACGACGUGCGCCGCUUCUACCGCUACGACGGCAGCCUCACCACGCCCGUGUGCAACGAGGCCGCCAUCUGGACCGUCUUCGCGCAGCCCCUCCACGUCUCCAAGGCUCAGUUGGAGAAGCUGCGAAGUCUAGAUGACGGUCAUGGCAGAAGAUUGCAGAACAAUUACCGCAACCCUCAGCCCUUGAACGGCCGAAAAGUGUACCGAUCGUUCCUGUGACCCAGUGAGUAACUACCGCCACAAGAACACCAGCCUGCAACUAACCUGCCUGCCUUUACGUUUGUGAGACAAGCAGACUGGUACGUCCAAAUUGGUGCAGUAAUUCAUGACAUUGAAUUCAUUUGCACAUGCAAUAAUUGCACAUGCAAUAAUUUAUAUCAAUAUUAUGCUCACUCAAACGUUGAUGUCGGCACGUCGAAGAUUGGGCAGAUCGAGAUAAGUCCAUGCAGGCAAAGAUUUGAAAGGCGAGACUUUGCUGGAGAACUCUGCCCGUACGGAACGAUUUAAGUACUAUGUAUUAAAUAUCGUUAAUCAUAUAAUUUAUGUGACCUGCAGAUGAAUUUUUUAUAAAUAUGUAAUCGGUUUUUAGGUUUUUCUAUAAAAUAACAAGUAAAUACAUACUAAGGAACG